UAGCAAGCGAAGAAAACGUUUUGUGUGUAUAUCAACGAACGGACUUUCUAUACAAUUAUUUUUUUGAGUUGAGUAAUCUUUUAUUUGUGUAAAAAUAAUUAAUUCUUCAUAACAGUGGUGUACAGUCAACAAUUCUAUUCACAAACGGAAUGACUUCGGACGAGAUGCAUUUGUCAAAAACCUGCAAUGAUUUUGACUUUAAUGAUAGUGUCCCACUACAACAGCACACAGCCAGAGUCGGUCAGACUUUAACGAGUUCGGUAGAAAUAAGUUAUUACAAUUUAUAUGAUGGCGACACACUAAGUGAUGUUGACAAGAGGGGAGUUCCUUCUUCGAACAUACCAGAAAACCCAACAAUUAAUAACUUGGACACAUUAGUAGAGGACAUCUAUGUCAGACAUACAGCUUUUAAAGCCAAAGACUUUGAGUUGUAUUACAAAGUCUUUGAUAACAUAAUUUCCAGUAUUCAUAAAAAUAUGAAGGCUGUUGACCCAUAUUUUGAACGCUAUUCGAGUACAAUCCAGGCGACGGGAAGUCAUUCUGAUAGAGUACGUAUCAAUAAACCUGAUGAAUUUGAUAUGGAUGUAAUUAUUAAACUCCCAUUUAACAAAAACGAGGAUCCGUUAGACCCCAGUAAUAGUGAUAUAAUACUAGAGCCUUCAUGUAAUGGAUUCGUCCAAAUCAAAAUGGGAAGACAAUGCCAACGUAUACUCGAGUUAGAUGAGUGCAAUAAAACAAUUAUUAAGUGGACGGAUGCGGAUCAUUAUAUACUUCAAAACAAAUUUAAAGACUGGUUCAAAGGCGUUUUACACAAGGCUUUGAAUAAAUUUAACAAUCAUGGCAAUUAUAAAUACGUUACGAUUGAUGGCAUCCAAUAUAUCAUACGUACUUCAGAGUCCGGUCCUGCUAUAACUCUGAAAAUAAGUAACGAUAAUAAAUUCAAACUGGACGUUGAUUUAGUACCAGCUUUACAAUUUCCCGAGGAGCGUUGGCCAAUUAACAGUGAUUAUCGAGACAUACCUGCUGGAUGUUCCGUGCAGAUUGGGUGGAUGGUCGUGCCGAAGCCAAGCAAAUGUGGCAACAUCUCCCGCUCUUGGCGUUUGGCCCUAUGCAACCAGGAGAAGAAAUUGAUUUACAACACUUGUAACUUGAGGAAGACUCUACAACUACUAAAAAAACUGCGGGAUGCUCAAAAAAUGAAUGAGGUAAUAAUGAGUUAUUAUAUAAAGACAUUAUUCUUUUGGGAGAUUGUGCAACAAAAAUCGAAUGAAACGUUUUGGGAUCAGCCUGUAUCUAAACUCUUCAUAAUAAUGGUGAAGAAGUUCCAGCAAGCAUUAGCAAAUGGGAAUAUUCCAUAUUUCUGGAACGAGAACCAUAAUCUUAUAGAUAGCGUUGCGCCUAACGUGCUGACGGAUUACGCUAACAGGUUGAGUGAACUCCUCAUCAUACUGGACAAUCCCACUGACUACAAAAUUGUCGCCAAAUAUCUAUUAACUAAUGACGAAUAUGACAAGUACAAGUCUAUAUUAUUGGACUACCAUGAAACAAUUUUGUUUAAUAAAUAUGGAGAGUUAAUAAAUUGAAUGAGAUUGUGUGUGCAGCUGCACACAGCUAUUUAUAUAACUGAUGAAUGAAUAGUAUUCUAUUCAGUAAUAUUAUUUCCUUUGUAUUUAUUUAAAAUAUAAUACUUUGAUUACG
Molecule: messenger RNA, 1698 nt
Organism: Achroia grisella
Lineage: Eukaryota; Metazoa; Arthropoda; Insecta; Lepidoptera; Pyralidae
Product: cyclic GMP-AMP synthase-like receptor
Exons: 5
Coding region: 150-1583 (477 amino acids)
Source: RefSeq, a predicted model, not a curated record